Exophiala aquamarina CBS 119918 is the source of this 2463-nucleotide messenger RNA. RefSeq lists its product as uncharacterized. The record is from RefSeq and is a predicted model, not a curated record. The transcript has a single exon. NCBI's taxonomy places the organism in Eukaryota, Fungi, Ascomycota, Eurotiomycetes, Chaetothyriales, Herpotrichiellaceae. Bases 1 to 2463 code for a protein of 820 amino acids.
AUGGUCUGGCAGCGGAGUUCAUCCCUCGGACUUGAUACAACCACUUCCACUUCUAGGAUACGCAGUCGAGGAGAAUCAGACGUCGAGAAGGAAGCACUUUUCCGCACCAACGACGAUGACCAUGCCAUUGACGAAGACACUCCCUCCGCCGACUCUUCUCGCUCCCCCUCCGAUAUGUACAAACCUAUCGUCGUAAACAACGCCUACACAUCCAAUCGAUCCUCACCCCCUGCGAUUCUUAGCCGCCUGCCUCGGUCCAUCAUGCGCUGGCUCUGUCUGGGAGUCGCCGCGACCUUGCUCAUCUUCAUAUUCUCCCUCGUGCAGUUAAGUUGGAAUGCAGACAAAGAAGUCCAAGUUGCAAUUCAACAAGAGAAGGUUAAACCAAAACCGCCCCCGUGGGAGAGUUUCCCUUUCCUCGAGAGAUAUUAUGGUGGAGUGCGAUCUCUAGUAUCUGCCGCCCUGAAUGUCCCUGAAUAUCCCCGCAAUGAAGACGAAAUGCCAGCGGAUAACUUCAACGUUUCCGAAGAACUACGCGAAAGUGAGGCCGCGAGAGAGCAUCAGAAGCGCGCAUUACAACCCAGCAAGUUGUUCGAUCCUUAUCCCAACUAUACCUCCCCCGAGUACAUAUCCAAGUACGGUGAGAAGGUGGACUGCUAUCUUGAUGCUGGAAAUACCAUUUCCAUUCCGCGGGUUCGGAUUUACGAAGGUAUUCCUCGAGGAUUCCCGGACAUGGCAAUGGGUUCGGCUCAGUUGCUCGGUCUUCGGAAUGACAUCUGUUAUGAUCGGUUUGGUCGAUUGGGGCCUUAUGGGCUGGGCUACAGCUUGAACCGAGGUGGUAGCGGCGCCCAACUAGAAGGUGAGAGGGAUGGAGCCGAUCUGGUGUGGUCUGAAAGCCCUGAGGUUGAUUGGAGGAGUGUCAAAUGGCUCCAAGUCCAGAAGCGAUGUCUGUUAUCGAACCAACACCGGUUCAAGGAAUUACCACCAGCCCAGCCGGACACCUUCCGGGCAAUGCAACUCGGAAUCAUGCAGAAGAGAGAUGAACAUGAACCAUCAGAUUUUGCGGCAAUGGCAUCAAACGGCGCCGGCCAAUCCAAGACCAAACCAAAGACUGGGUCCGAGAAACUAGGUCGAACUGCAGUUAUAAUCCGGACUUGGAAGGACUAUAACUAUACUCCCGAAGACAAAAUCUAUCUUCGAUCACUCAUUUCGGAAUUGGCCAUGCUGUCAGGGGGCGAAUUUAUGCUCCAUUUCCUCAUUCAAGUCAAGGACAACGAAUUGCCAAUCUUCUCAGAUGACGAGACCUAUGAAAGGGUUCUUCGAGAAUCAUUACCGGAAGAGUUCAGUGGCAUGGGAACGUUGUGGAAUGAACGUCAGAUGCACUUGAUGUACGGUGGUCUGGAAGAAACUUGGAUGCGAGACCUCCCUGUUCACGGUGUAUAUCGAAGCACUUUCAUGCCGAUGCAAUAUUUCGCAUAUCGACACCCAGAAUUUGAUUUUUUCUGGAACUGGGAGAUGGACAUCCGUACCACACAUCAUUGGUACCAUUUGUUCGACAGUGUCAGCAAGUGGGCUAAGGCUCAGCCUAGAAAGUUGCUGUGGGAGAGGAAUAGCCGAUUCUUUGUACCCUCGGAGCAUGACACCUGGGAAGAUUUCAGUCAAAUGGUCCGUAUUCAGACGGAACAUGGCACCAAUAGCGUGAACAACCUAUGGAGCUCUCUCAAUCGAGACAAGGACGAUUCUGUAGCUGGCGCGGUGAGGCAACAGGGUGAUCGACCUGUCUGGGGACCUGAGCGACCUCUUGAUGACGAUGUUGCCUUUGAGGGCGAUCCUCAACCACCUACCUCCUUUGAAAAGGACAAGUACACCUGGGGCGUUGGCGAGGAUGCCGACCUGAUCACGUUCAACCCUCUUUUCGACCCUGACGGCACUACAUGGCUUCUCACAGAAGAUACCACGGGCUAUAAUAAGACACGAGGCCAACCACCACGGCGCACUGCGAUUAUUACUGCAAGCCGACUAUCAAGAAAAUUACUUACAACCAUGCAUCGCGAAACAUCAAUUAAGAAACACACCAUGUUCUCGGAGAUGUGGCCUGCAUCUUGUGCCUUGCACCAUGGACUGAAAGUCGUCUAUGCGCCUCACCCAGAGUACAUUGAUCGGAAAUGGCCGACCAAGUAUCUGCAAGCCGUCCUGAAUGCAGGACGGAACGGUGCGACAGGCGGAGCGCGGACGAGCGUGUUCGGCGACCGUGAACACAACUUCCGCGGGACGACAUGGUAUUAUAACGCAGGGUUUCCCGAGGUGCUUUGGCAUCGAUGGCUGGGAAUGAAGUUCCAUAAUGUAGGAGGUGAGCAGGAGGAAAUGGCAGGCGAGGGCAGGAUGUGCCUUCCUGGAAUGCUGCUGCAUCCUAUCAAGAGGGUGGAUUUGGUUCUUGAAUCCAGGAGGGCAGACCAAUCUGGUUGA